Vanessa atalanta (red admiral) is the source of this 804-nucleotide messenger RNA. RefSeq lists its product as uncharacterized. The transcript has a single exon. The record is from RefSeq and is a predicted model, not a curated record. The coding region runs from base 49 to 804 and encodes 251 amino acids. NCBI's taxonomy places the organism in Eukaryota, Metazoa, Arthropoda, Insecta, Lepidoptera, Nymphalidae.
UCAAGGUUUAUAAUAUCAACAUCAUCACAUUUGACACAUUUUAUUACUAUGGACUCAAUACAAAACAGCAUCGCCGAAUUGAGUGAACACUUUAACGCUAGGAUGGCAGAGUUCCAGCGUAAUCUGCAGAAUUCUAUCCCAGCUACCAGCCCGACAUCCAAUAUUACUGCACAAUUCAAUUCUUUUAGGAGUUUUGUUUUGACUGCUCUUGAUGGUCUUCAACAGCAGGUCGAUAUCCUCACACGAAAGUAUGAAGAAAUUGAGAUGAGGAGUCGCAGAAAAAUCCUGUUGUUACAUGGUAUUCCAGAGACUAAAAAUGAAAAAGUCUGUUCGGUAGCGAUAAAGACACUCAAUGAUCACCUAAAGUUGUCUGAUAUUAGUGUAGACACUGUGAAGCGUUGCCAUCGUUUAGGCCAAUUUAAUGCUGAUAAACCCAGGGCUAUUCUGAUUAAAUUCACUGAUUUAGCGUUAAGAAAAAAAAUUUGGUUCGCUAAAACUGCACUUAAGAAUUCUGGUGUGACUAUGUCGGAGUUCUUAACCAAGGAGAGGCAUAACAUCUUCCUGGCUGCCAGACAACGAUUUGGAGUCACCAAGUGUUGGACGAAGGAUGGCCAAAUUGUUGUUCUUGGAUCGGACGGAUCACAUCACCGUAUCUUCAAAAUGGCUGAUCUCAACGCUGUUUCCUCUUCAUCUGGAGUUGCUGCUGCGAGUACCUCAGGUGCAAGUUUUCCAUCGACGAGUCAAAGCCAGAAAGAUGGUAAAGUUAUCAACCAAACUCGUUCAAAGAGGGUUAUCAAAAAAUAA